This is a messenger RNA of Hypanus sabinus (Atlantic stingray), 3224 nucleotides long. RefSeq names its product synapse associated protein 1 (gene syap1). NCBI's taxonomy places the organism in Eukaryota, Metazoa, Chordata, Chondrichthyes, Myliobatiformes, Dasyatidae. The transcript is spliced from 9 exons. Bases 16 to 1158 code for a protein of 380 amino acids. The record is from RefSeq and is a predicted model, not a curated record. Gene Ontology annotation, cellular component: cytoplasm; synapse.
CUGUUUCCAGCCCUCAUGAGUUGUGUUUAUUUUCAGAUUUCCAGCAACUGCGACAUUUUGCUUCGCUGGGAUCGCGCAUGCGCCGUGGGUCUCACGGUUCCGCCGAGCGCCAGUCGUUUCCGUGUUGUCCUGCGUCAGCGGGUCGGCGAGAUGUUUCGCACCGUGGGCAGCUGGUUCGGGCUGGAGGAGGCGCCGCAGAGCGGCCCCCUGGAGGCAUCGGCGAGCGAGGACGCGGCCCCGGAGGUGACGGGUCAGGUCAAGGGGCUAGGCGAUUAUCUGUUCAGUUUUGCCACUGCUGCAACAAAAAAGAUAUCUGAAUCAGUGGUUGAGACUGCACAAACUAUAAAGAAAUCUGUGGAAGAAGGAAAUAUUGAUGGUAUGAUUGACAAGACUAUCAUUGGGGAUUUCCAAAAAGAGCAAGACAAGUUUGUGCAAGAAAAGCUUGUAAAGAAAACAGAUGCUGCUGUACCUCCUUGGGUUGGAUACAGUGAGGAAGAAACUAUUCAACAGCAAAUCUUAGCGUUGUCAGCAGAGAGGAGAAAUUUUCUGCGAGACCCUCCAGCAGGAGUCCAGUUUAAUUUUGACUUUGAUCAGAUGUAUCCUGUUGCUGCUGUAAUGCUUCAGGAAGAUGAACUCCUAAACAGAAUGCGAUUUGAUCUUGUUCCGAAGUUAGUGAAGGAAGAAGUAUUUUGGAGAAACUACUUUUACAGAGUGUCACUUAUCAAACAAUCAGCGCAGCUUACUGCUUUAGCUGCUCAACAACAGGCAGUUGACCAAGAGGACAGAGAAGACAACAAUACAGAUGAUCCCUGUUUGACAGAAACAAUAAGGUCAAAAACACCACCAUUUCCUAUCAAAACUCAGACAGAAUCUCCAGAGGAGGAGGAAGAAAUUUCUACAAGUCCAGGUGCUACAGAAUUUAUUAGUGAUGCAUAUGAUGGAUGCAAUUUAAACCAAGAGGAUCUACGGAAUGAAAUUAAGCAGUUGGUGUUAGAUAAGAAGGAUGGUGAUUCAAAAGAAACAUCUGCUGACUGGGAAGAGGAACUGCAGAAGGAACUUCAAGAGGAACUUCAAGAUUAUGAGGUGGUGGCUGAUUCAGGAAAAACAGAUGAAAAUUGGGAGAAGGAGAUUGAAGAGCUUUUGCAAUCUAAUGGUUGAAUUUGGACAGUGCUACACUCCAGUAUUUUCACUGGCACAAAUCUUGACAGGACUGGUAUAAUUCUAGAAUUUUCUUCACACAAAGUCAUCUGAGAAGAUAACUUUUAACACUAAUUUGUGGAAAUCAUUAUAAAAUGGGACUUGUCGUAUGAUUCUCCAUAAUCCAGAGUAAUUUUUUAUAUUCUCAAGGCAGACGAGAAAAGUUGAAUUUCUAAUUACAGAAAUUUAUGCAUUCUGUGUUUAUACCAACCAUUAAUACCACUUAAUGCAUUCCAUGCAGGUGUAAUAGUAACCUGUAGCUGAAUAUAAAAUAUCUGCCUGGAGUAAGUAAGAUUAAGUAUUCAUCAGGUUUCAUUAUGCCUCUUAUUUUUGUCCCAAUUAGAUGAUAGAAGUUAGAUAACUUCCUUAACAAAUUAGUUAAGGACUUGAUUUAAUUCAACUGUACUUAUUACAAGCAAUUGUUUGGUCUUAAGUUUUUUUUUGCAGAAUUAAAUCAAACUAUUGCCAAAAUAAUCAAAAUUGACUGUUUUGCAUAUCAAUUAAUAAAAUGAAACAGACUUUCAUUUUUUAUGGAAUAAAACUUGAUAAACAGCUAUAUUUCCAUAAUGCUUAUGUUGAUUAAAUAGCAAUCCCUUGAUCCUUCAGGGUUUUAUUUUGUUGAGAAUUGGGUUUGGACAUAAACUUUAAAACUUCAUAAAACAUUGCAGAAAUUUGCAUAAUUAUAUGCAAUUACAUUUUGUCAAGAAAUAUUAGUCACCAGACUUCAAAUGCUGGAAAUGUAGAUAUAUUUAUAUUUUGCUUUCGCAUUUAUAUUUUUGUGAAAUAAGUCAAAUCCUGUAUUCAUGUUGAUUCUGAAAGCUGUUAAUGAUUAAAAACAUUUAUGCUUAUUUUAAUAGUUCUCUACUCCCAAGGUUUAUGCCUUCAAUGGUUAAAACAUUGGAAUAUCAAGUCUGCAGCAGUAAUUUAUUACCAUUCUCUGCACUGAGCUCCCACCUUUCUGAUGAACUAGAGAAUUAAAGUGAUUUAAAGUAGGUAAAUGACUUGUUAUCACUCAGAGAUCGUAUCUGCAUUGUCUUUCAGCCUGGAUUGUAUAUUGAAUAACUAGGUCCUUUGUGUUUCAGUAAAAUGCUUUUUUAGUUUCAUCACAACACUUUAAGGCUUUAAUAAAAGCUUAAUUUACUUAAAAGUUGUACGAAGUUUUACUCCCAAGCUAAGUGGAGGCUUAAUAAUUGGUUUUCUUUUAUUUCUUACAUUUUAUAAUAAUAAUAAUAAUAAUAACAAAUACAGAUGAUGUGGUUCUAAGUGCUUUACAAUGGGGUAAAAUGCAAACAUGAAAAUAAAAGAAACUUAUGAAGAAACAUAUUUGAAAUAUGUCAAUCAAUAUGCAAAUAACAUUUAAAAUCCAGUGAAUUCCAAUUAACCAGGCCAUCAGUUAAUAGGGACAGCUACUUAUUUGAAACAACACUUAAAGAACAAAAGCUAAUUGAAAAAGUAGCUAGGAUUCUCUUUGUUUAAUUGGGACUGGAGACUGGUGCCAGUUUCUAACUAGCAUCAGUCACAUGCAUUUAUUGGCUGUUAGUCGUGACAGGUGCUUAGAGCAAACAGUAUUUAAAUAGCAUUGGUUGCAUGUGUUAGUGUUCAAAAAGCAGUGAUUUUUGCCACUGAUAGUCAUAGAGAAGUAUGGCACAGAAACAAGCCCUUUGGCCCAUCUAGUCCAUGCGGAAACCAUUUAAUCUGCCUUUUUCCAUCGAUCUACACCGGGACCAUAGUUUUUCACACCCCUACCAUCCAUGUAUCUAUCCAAACUUAUCUUAAACAUUUGAUAGCGAGAAAUAAGCAGUGAGACAAUUCACAACUGUAUUGCUCACUGCAGUUUCAAGCAUUCGGGCUCAGAGGUGCCAGAAAUGGCCUGGAGUAAACAUGAAAGUGAUGUUCAAGAUAAGAAUUGUGAAGAAUUUGAAGGUAUUGAUGAUCAUCUUGAAUGUUGUAAUAAAAAUGAAGAUUUGGAAAAUGCAAUCGUUGAAAUCAUUAUAUGAUGGCAGUACAGUACCUGCACUAAAUGUCUG